Messenger RNA from Phyllotreta striolata, 2221 nucleotides. NCBI's taxonomy places the organism in Eukaryota, Metazoa, Arthropoda, Insecta, Coleoptera, Chrysomelidae. The record is from the annotation of a GenBank genome assembly.
AAAUAGUACCAACAAUUCAAAUAAAUCUUACCAAAUUUUGAUUGUGACACUCAUGUUAUGUCACUAUACAAUAUGUCAAUAUUUUAAUUGUUAAAUGUAUCUCUUUGUUGUUUAACUGAAUGAACUGUAGUUAUUUCCUGCAAAAACAUAAUUAAACAUGGCAGGAACUAAACACAAGAAGUCCGAUGAUUCCUCAGCUCAUUCUAGUCGACAGCCAUCUUUAGAUGUCACAGCUGAUAAUUUUACAACAAUCAGAGAGGACAGUAAAAUUUUCGUAGACAAAACAAUGUUUAUCAAGCAAAUCCUGGAGGAAUCCUCUUACAAGAUCAUAUUAACAGCUCCGCCGCGUUUCGGAAAAUCCACCAACAUGAGCAUGUUGUACGCUUUCUUCUCCAGAAAACCGAACCAACCGGAUCUUCCAGACAUGAAACAAGAAACGAUAGAAGCAGUCGGGAAAUCUCUGCAAGAUAAAUACGAGCUGUUCAAACAACUGGAAAUCUACCAAUGCAAACACAAGAAAUGCCCGGCUGAUGUGUCUGGUGAUUUCAAAGAUUGCGAGGUGAAGAAAAGUUUCUAUACCCAUUGCGGACAAUAUCCAGUGGUAUAUCUGGAUUUUGAUAGCGUGAGCGGGAAAAAUUCGCAAUCGUUCCUCAACGGUAUGCAAUCAUUGCUCAAACGGGCUUUCCACGCUCAUUACUACAUGAUACAGUUCAAUCAACAGUCACAAAAAUGGACCUGGUCUGAUAAAUCAAUGUUCGAUCAAGGAAUGCAAUUGACGGAUUUUCUCAAUUACUGGGAGAACGAUGAUGUUUAUAAAAUCUGGCAUGAGGCAGAUGUAGAUGGUAAAAUUUCAUACAUUUCCAAAGGUUUCGAAAACUUGUACUGUCUUAUAACUUCCUAUUAUGGCGCGGAUAAGAAACCGAUGCUUUUGAUUGACCAAUUGGAUGCUCCUUUCAUAAAAGCUCUAUACGAACAAAGUCCGGAACUACACGAAAUUUGCAGAAGCACCAGAGAAUUCAUGCGCGUACUAUUAAAAAGUAACUCAGCUAAAACGCACUUAAGCAGAGCUAUAAUCACAUGUACAACAACAAUAGGAUGUAUAGCAUCGGUAGAACCAAUCAAUAUCGAUAUUAGAUCAUUUACCGACCAACAGUACAUCAAACACUUUGGUUUCAACAAAUUAGAAGUUCAAAAACUCGUCGAGAAGAAUUUAAAAUCAAAAGACCAACAAAGCGUUUUAAAACACAUGAAAACUUGUUACGACAAUUACUCUGCAGACUCUGCAUACGACAUUUACUGUCCAUUAUCAGUUAAACAGUAUAUUUUACACAAAACAUUAGAUAAUUACUGGUAUACACCAGCACAAGUAUUGUUAUUAUACCAACCAUUCCAACACGAACAAAUCAGAAAAAUCAUACUAGUACAUUUAGAAUCCUACCAAACAACAAGCAUCGAUAUCACCUUACAGGAAUUAACCGUUGACAACACAACAAACCUAAAAAAUCUAUUCCAUGCACAAGAAACCGAGCUGCAGCUCAACCAAAUACAUUUAUUCCUGCGAUUUCUCACCGAAUGCGGCUACUUUACCGUAACGAAGCGGCUAUUAAACAGCAAACAACGGGAAAUCGCUUGGACGAUUUGCAUCCCGAACUCCGAAACCGAGGCUCAAAUAUCCAAGCAAAUGAACUGGGCCAUACUCAACAGGGCCAAAUCGAAACUGUUGCCACAAAAAAUCGAAUCGCUUCGAUCGGCUUUGAAGAAGCUCCAAGCAAACUCGAGGGAAACUUACCUGGAAUUGGUGCACAGUUUGGAGGAUUUGUACUCCGACGGGUACCAGCCGGUGAACCAGUACAACUUCCUCAAAGACAUCAGCAUGAUGUUAUCUGAUGAGAACGAAUCGUUUCACGUGCAUUCCGAUUACCCCGAAUUGAUUGUAGUGCACAAUACCACCGGUAUAGUUUUAGAGCUGAAGAGAGGACGAAGCGAAUCCGCCGAUAGCGCUUUGAGGCAGAUACUGAGCAGGAAGUACUGGAAGACGUGGGAGCGAAUCAACCGGAAAAUCGUGGAUAAAAUAUUAAUCGGGUUGCAUCUGGAUGGUCCUGAUGUCACCAUGAGGUAUUUAGAGAAUCCCGAUUACAGGAAAAAGGACGAGCAUUUGUUUAAUAGAAGUGUACUAGUUUCAUUGUGUAGAGAUAAAACUAAAAAGGGGAAUAUAAAUUGA